Molecule: messenger RNA, 10638 nt
Organism: Dermacentor silvarum
Lineage: Eukaryota; Metazoa; Arthropoda; Arachnida; Ixodida; Ixodidae
Product: ecto-NOX disulfide-thiol exchanger 2-like
Exons: 13
Coding region: 268-2172 (634 amino acids)
Biological process (GO): ultradian rhythm
Cellular component (GO): plasma membrane; external side of plasma membrane
Molecular function (GO): RNA binding; protein-disulfide reductase activity
Source: RefSeq, a predicted model, not a curated record
AGUUUUGUUUGCUUUAUUAUGUUCAAAAAAUCUCUUAAAAUAAAAUUGGGUGGUAGAGCGCGCUCCCACGCGGCAGCCGGUCACACCAGCGUAUCGGAUGUGCUUCCUGCGGGAGUUUAGUUUUCAACUUCGUUUGAUCGUCUGCUGGCAUAAGUGAUAUUGAUCAAGCAAGAAAACACCUUCAGGCGCUCGCAUGCUCUCUGAUGGGUCCACGAAUUAGAAGCGUUCGCGAGUAACCGCUGCGUUGUGCCUGAUAGACGCAUAGAGAUGAUGUCGGCGGCAGCAGCGGCGGUGUGCGGGGGAUCCCCGGUCCUGCCUUCAAGUACGGUGGAUCCGGCCACAAACGAUGCGCCGCUGGAGUUUGCGGCACGAAUCAAGACCACUGUGGCCCCCGAAGGGCUCGGACGUCCUGUGGGAGCAACAUUUGGGAGCUUUGCUGCUGGUCUGGCUGAAGGAGCCACUGGCCUCCCCUCAUUGGCUAGCCUCAUGGGCAGUCCUGCACCCUGGGGUGUGCCCCCAUUUAUCGGCCUGCCCGGAGACCAUGCCCUUAUGGGAGUGGUUUCCAGCUACAGCCAGUGCCCACAGUUUGGUUUCCUAGGACCACCACCUGAAAUUGGGCCCGGAAUACUGCCAGCCACUGUUCUCAGCCCGAACGCACCUGUGAAGGAGCUGCUGAGGUUUCCAAGCUGUGUCCUGUACCCUCCAAAGCCAAAUAUGCCACCGCCAGCCACACGAGAUCGACCUCCAGGCUGUCGCACAGUGUUUGUGGGUGGCCUGCCUGAGAGCUCUACGGAGGAGCUGGUGCGAGAGGUUUUCCAGCACUGUGGCACCAUCACCACCGUUCGCAUGAGCAAGAAGAACUUUUGCCACAUCCGCUUUGAGACAGAAGAGCAAGUGGAUCGUGCCAUUGCCCUCUCAGGGUACCGGAUGAAAAUUCGAGACCAAGAGGAGGCCAGCCACACUGGACAGCUGCAUGUGGACUUUGCACAGGCACGAGACGACCAGUACGAAUGGGAGUGCCGCCAGCGAGCUUUGCAGCGUGAACAGCGCCACCGGGAGCGGUUGGACCGUGAGCGGUUGCGGCCGCCUUCACCGCCGCCAGUGGUCCAUUAUUCAGACCAUGAGGCCCAACAGCUGACUGAGCGUCUCAAAGGGGACGAAAGCUUCCAGAAGGCAGUGCAAGUGCUGACAGUGUGGUUGGACCGCGGGGAGUGCACCAAGCGCAACGCAGGUCAAUUUUACUCAAUGCUGCAGACAGCCAAUGGUCACAUCCGCCGCCUACUCCAAGAGAAGCAGGAUCACCAAGAAGCACUGGACAAGGCCCGUGUCCUAUUUGCCCAGAGGCUCCAGGGGAUCCUUGUCCAAUUGGGACAAAUUGAGAAGGUAUUUUCCAUGGCCAGUCAUCAGAAGGUUUGGGACCAUUUCACCAAGGCCCAGCGCAAGAACAUUGAUACCUGGCGCAAGCAAUCUGAGGAAAUCAAGUCUGCGCACUUGGCUGAUGUGUUGGACAAGCGCCAGGAAGAUGAGAUGGAUCUGAGUGAUGAGGACGAGCCGCCACCUGCAAAGGCAGCCAAGAUAUCAGAGAGUGGCUCAGAAGUUGAUGGCUGCACUGCUCUGGCCGCAGAAGAUGAAUCAGCAGCAGCGACGCGACUGGCCCUGCAAGAAGAGUGCGACUCCCUCCGGUGCCAGCUGGAGGCGUAUCGCAACGAGGCGCAGCUUCUCAAGGCUGAGCAAGAGCAGCGAGACCAGCAGCUGCACUUGCUCCAGCAAGCCUUGCAGGGCCUUCAGCAGCAGCGCGCACGGGAUUUCCAGGAACUUGAAAAAUUGCGGUCAUCCAAAAACGGCUCUACGCCAAGUCCUGAGAGAGAACCAUGCUCAGCAUCUGGUUCGCGGAAUGAAGUGUCCUCGUCUACUCAGGUUGCAGGGAUAAGAAUCACUGAAAAGGAUGCAAAGCUGAUUGGUUUGGUGUCCAUGUUCCUGCAUCUGCAUCCGGACGGUGCAAGUCUGGACUACCUGUGGUCUUAUGUGCACACUCGGGAGCCCGCUCUGCAGCCCUGUGAUGUCGAGGUGCUCCUUUCGAAGUUCCCCACCCUGUUCCCGCUCGAGGUCACAGGUGUCGGUGCCACUCUCGAGAGACGAUGGAAGUUUGGGGGAUUCGCGCCGUCUCUUUGAAAUGUUUUUCUCGUCUGUUCUCAACUCUAUUUUUUUCCUCCUCCUUGGCGCCCUUCUUUGAUUUUGCGUACUCUUCUGUCAAGGCUCUCUUGUCUUGCCCUCUUUCGGUGUUGUUCCUGUCACAUCGGUCUUGAUUGUCAAACACGAAAAGCAUCGUCAAACACGAAAAGCAUCUGCAUUUUCGUUUUACAGAUCAUUCAGCAUCACAGUAUUAUUUCAAGUAUGUUGUACACGAAAGGUGUCUGUUGAAAAUGUGGCUUGACCUACAAUGUUUGUUCUGACUGAGCUGUGUCAUCUAUUUAAGGACAAACCUUAUUUAGGCAAGCACAGCCUUGUUAUGUCCUUAGAGCAAGGCUUGACUCAUGGCCCAUCAGAAUUCUUACAGAUGCUUGUGUGAUGGACACUGUGAUGAACUCGUGCAGCAGUCCAUGGGCAGUUUAAAUUGGUGCAAUUUUCCAUGUAUAACGUGUCAGCUUAUCAGCUCCUUGCACAUUCAAACUGCCUGUGCAUGGGCAAAUUUCGAUACGUACUGUUUCUUAGGCUGUAACCUAACACUUACACGAUGUGCAUACCUUGGUUGGUUGAACAGUGCAUGCUAGUCAAUGUAUGGCAGCAUUCUCACUCUUUAUUAGUGUUAAAUGCGUUCAAUUGUAGGGAACGGCUUUUAUGCACUUUUUUUUUAUUAUUGGUAUUUAUCUCACCUGCAUGAAGGCAUAUAUAAUGCUGUGUACUAUCCAUCUGACUGUAACCCGGUAUGUUGCAUGUUUUGCUUACCCUUGUUGGUGGCAUUUUACAGCAGCAGUGCAAGCUAUUUCGGAGUUUAUUUUGUUCCUGUUAAGCGCAUUAGGAAAGUAGGAUUGUGUUAUUGAAGUGAUGGUAUAUAUAAUGCUUACUGUCUCUAAGCUAUCAAUGAUGUGGCAAAUACAAGGGGCAGCAGCAAUCCAAUAGGUGCAGAAUGCAAAAUGAUUGUGCACCAUGCUUUGGAUGGAAAUUAACCUGUAGCACCCCAGCACUGCAUCUCUCAUAGCCUGUGUGCUACGACUGGAUGGUAACCCCCAUCAAACAAUCAAGCUAUCUUCAUACAACAGCAAGUGAGCCAAGCAUGCCUGGUCGGUUUUGUGAUAUGUCAUCACACAAGCAUGGACUAGCUGGCAGGUCAGUGCUGCUGACAAAAUUGCGGCAGGAAAAUGGGUGAAACUACCAUGAAACACAGAAUAACGCAGCCAUAGUAAGCAUGCCUAGCCUCUUGGUCAGGCCAUCAUACCUGCUGCUCACAAUCUUCAAUACAUUGUUAGAUGAUUAGCAGUUAUGAACCAAAGAAGAUGCAAUGAGCAGUGGUAUGGGGGCUGACAUCUUCAAUUCCAUUCGAUAAACAUUCGGUUCAGUUCAAAAAUGCACUCAGAGGCUGUUGUAGUGCAUGGCAUUUCCUCUGUUGUACAUUCAGUAUGCACUCUCAUUUUGCCACCGCAGUCCACCAUCUGGUUUCAACCAGCUGGCCAGUCAGCAGUCACAAGGCGUCAUUUAAAAAGAAAAUUGGGCAGGUCAAAAUCUCCUGCAAUGCUUGCAACAGAUGUUGCCUAGCUGCUGCACAUCACAUGCACAUGUCAAUUACGUGCACCACAGCAAAUUGCAGAUUUCUGCUUGUCAUGCAGUAUUAGUGCAGUUAGUGCAACUGCUCGUUGUACUAUACAAAAUUUUCACAGUACUCUUUAGAGCGCGCAAUUCAACUGAAGUGUGUCGGUGUGAGAGGAGGCCAUCUCCCUUGCUGCCAAUGUGCACAUCCUGCCACUCAGUGCCACAAUCGUGGAAGUGGUCGAGCUGUGAUAGCGUUAGUGCAAAUGAGCCCUUUUACAGACCGCAUUAUCACAAAAGGUUGCUUCUGUAUUAAAAAGACCCCCCGAGGUUUUUCAUCGAAGCUGCAGCCUCUUUGUCUCUAAAGGGUUCCUUCUCUCCAUUUCAUUGCAAAUCUGCUGGAUGGCUAUGCCUGAGCUAGCACUUGUAACAAUUGUACUGCUUAGGCGGUUGUGUGUAAUAUUGUGUAACGCCUUUCUUUAUCCUUCUUUUGCCUGCACAUUCGUGAACAUUCUGUUUUCUUGUGCAAAGAAAUUGACCAAUGCUGGCUUUCACCUUCUGUGAGGUGAUCUCUUUACACAACGGAAUUCUCACAAGAUUGUGCAGUGUCUGGGAACACAGGGAAAGGUGAACAAAAAUGUUUCAAGUUACCUUAGCCAUAGACAUUGGAAGGCCUGUCAAGACGUUGUAAUAGCUUUUUAUUUUUAGGUAUAAAGUAGUUCCUCAUUACUCAUUGUUUUAUAAAGAUGUUUAAGUAGUAACAUUAGGUAUGGGCAUGCCUUAUUGAUGUAGACUGUAAUGCUUUAUUAGCAUUACAUACUCCAUUUCCGAAUUUGCUGUUUGUUUUAAAUCUGCAGUUAUCAUGCCAUGGAUUGGGUGAUGUCCAAAACAGAAUGACAAAGCCUUGUUUAGCGUAAAGCCUUGUUUAGAUUAUUCUAAUCCUUGCAUGAAGUAGACUGACUUUCUGUAUCAAAUACCUUAACCAUAACACUUUAGCAUUUUAGCUAAGUGUGUGAGCAAGAAAGCAGCUGCCAGCAUUUCUAACUCGAGAACUGCAAUAUUGCAUACUUCCUGUUUUAAAUUUCAACCUUUUUAGAAGCACUAGCUCAUGACAUAUGAAAAAAUGUUCCAGAAGCCAGGGGAAUUCAUAUUCAAACGUAUAGCUUCACUGGCUUUACUCAACAAUAAAACAAUAACAAAACAUAGACGUUUCGCCACCUAUGCGGGUGGCAUCGUCAGUACACAAAUGGCAUCCCAUGAAAGAGUACAUCAACUUAUAUCUUGCCGUAAACAUCCGGCAAAGGACCACGAUUACUGUUGCAUGCAUUUUGAUUAUGACGGAUGAACCAUGAUUCGAUGAAUUUCCUUGGGCCCCAUCGUUGUUCCCGUGCCAGCGUCGUCACAUUAUCGAAAUCGAUAAUGUGACGACGCUGACAUAUAAUGUGACGAUUCCAUGACAUAUAUUAUUAAAGUCCAAAUAGCUAUGAUAAGGGAAGUAAAGUGAUUGCUCCGAGAUAGGCAUACUGUACUGCCGCAGCUUAUAUUCUUGAAGCCAUGCUUUUCUGUAGGUGUAGCAGCAAACACACUACCUGGUUCAAAUACUCCCCAUGCUGACAUGCCAAAGAUACAGUAACACUGCGUGCUUACUUAUACAACAUGCUUCAGCUUUAAUAGCCAGUGUUUACAUCUUUCCUAUGGUCGAACUUCUCGUCUCAAAGUUCACACUGGCUGUGGUUGUCAGGAAGGUGAAGAAUAGCAAAUGUGUUCAGGACUAUGCGCAGAAGGGCCAAAUGUGUUGUGGCUAUUGCAAAACACCAUGUUGUUUUGGUGAUAGCAAGUAAGGCUUUACUGCAAUGGUGUUACAUAGCUUUUAAAGUUAUCUUUGAACAAGUAAAUGGGCAUUGCUGCUCAGCUGUUGCUAAUGCUCUGCGAGUAACUGCAGCCAAACCUCAUUGUAACGAAGUCAUAUUUGACAUAAAAAUACUCUUAUAUCUGAUAUUCUUUAUAAGCAUAUAUUUCUUACAUGCUGAUAUCGUAAAGAAAUAUUUAAUAUUUACUUUGUUAUAUCCAAUAAUUUGUUAUAUCCGUCUUCAUUCUAUCGAGGUUCGACUGUAGUGUGAAGAGGCAUUUAGUCUGUUGCAACUAGCUGUUGUAACCACAGUAAUGAGUAGCAGUGUAAUGGCAGCAUUACAGUGGAUGGCUACUAGCCUAUGUAGUGUGUGUAGUUGGCUAUGAGAUUUUGUCUUUCUGCAUUCGUAAUUGAGAUGGUCUGCUUCAAGCACUUUGCCUUCCACUGUGGUAGUAGUAGAUUAUUUUCCUUGUUAACAUUAAUGAAAUGGUACUUCAUCAAACCGGCAUUUACAAUCAUGUAAGCACUAUGCUGUAUGACGACAUAUUAAAGGUGCGACUAGGGAAUAUGCAGAAAAAAAAAAAAACAAGCCAUUCCACAUGCUUCUUCCAGCAUGUUUUCUGUUGAGCCUGAAGUAAACUCCUAAGUCGAACCAUAGUGUGCAUUUAGUCGUCACUUACUUUUAUGUUGCAUUUAUGUAACAUUUUAAUGACUUAAAAUUAAUUUACCCAGAAUGAAAAUUUUACCCUGCAUUACAGCAGAAUCUCGGUUAUAUUAUUAAUCUUAUGAAGCAUAAAAAAUAUUGAUAUAAUCAGAUUUUGCAUCAUUAAGUAAGAAAACAACUAACUGAAUCAGUUAACUACAUGAAGAGCAUGCAUAUUUUCAGGUUAUUUUCCCUAUUCAUUUUCAAAGAAAUUAUUGAAGCAGCUUGGAUGCAAAGCUGAAAAUAAAGUUUACAAAAUGCAGACCAGACAAACAAGAGUGACAUUUGCCCUGUUUACUUUUUUCCUAAUUUCCUCUACGUGCUCCUUCAAAUACAAGAAAGUAUCACCCGACUAGCCUGACAAAAUGUUCACUCCUUCUGGUAACUUGGUUGACAAUGUCAUCUUGCUGAUGCUUUAAGAGGUUUAAUGUCUUGUGCAUGCUUAUGCAGUCAUGCUUGCUUAGCUCAAAAUGCAAUGUGCAGCGUUUUAAGGCAAGUUGUGUUUACUGGUUGUUACUGGUAACAUUGAUUCCAUGCGAGGGCUCCCAUCAGCCCCUGACCAUCGCAGUGACAGUUGACAGCAACUGACAGCGACACAGUUCCGAUGUUGCUGUCACAUAAACCGGUUUUUACAUGAGCACAACAAAUAAGCAUGUUCGCGAAGUCCCUUCUUUGGUGAUGCAUAUGCACUGCUACAUGUUACUGUCUUUUAGAGUGGGAAGCCAUGUUCUCAUUGGAGUUGAAUGCAAAAACAUUCGUGCACCAUUGAGCUUGGUAAAAAUUAAAGUGGAGCACUUCUCUGUGGCAUUGGGACAUUGAACUUCAUCAGUCAAUGAAUAAAUCAAAAUCAAAACUUUCUGAUCAGUGGAAAAGAAGUAUAUGAAGACAAAGUUGACAUGCUGAGAUGCCUGAAAUUUACCUGUCAUAUUGUUGCAGAGAUGUCACCUGCAGUAGAUCGGUGAGGAGCGCAUUCACAUCAUCUUGAAAUGUGACCCUUCAUACAUGCAGUUUCAGUAGUAACUGGGAGAAAAAAAAUAUUGUGCACAUCAUUGAGAUUCUAAUAGAGAUUACACAGCUACAAAAGUCUGGCUACAUUUUGUAAGCUUUCCUAGCAUUCUUUUCAGCGCUUUUCUUACAACAACAUAGAUUGAUUAGAAGUUUUGUAUAUGUAGCAAGCAGCGUUACUUUUUGUAUUGUUGCCUUGAAAUUGCUUAGUGCUGUUCAGAUUACAGUGCAUACAGCAUUUUAACCUGGAGGGACAUGUACUGUAAAGAAGUAACUAAUUUCAAGCAUGGUCACGCAGCUAGCGUUUAUUACACCAAUCACAUGAGACUGAGCUAUAGAAAUUAACAUUGUUUGUCACUGGAACACUCGACUCGCAACAGUGGGACUUCUAAAUCUCAGAGUUUAUUGUUACCCUUGGUGAAGUGCCAUUUGUGAAAGUUUUUCAGGACUCUAGCGUAUUGGGAUUGAAUUAUUUUAGCCGUGAACACUGACUGUGAUUACAGGUUGUGCACCCUUGAGGAAAGUGCGAAAGAUUAUAAUUGCAUAAUGAUUAUAAUUAUGUAAUGAUUGUAAUACUAUGGAUGAUCAUAAUUGAGGGACUUUGUAUUGGAGAGUAGGGCCCUGCUCACUGUAUUACUCAGGUGCACAGGUUCCGAGGACAUAAAAAGAAAGUCAUAAGCAACAUUGUGCAAAGGAUUCUCAGCAAAUUCACUUGAGUAUUGAUAAAUAUCUAGCAGAAAUUGUGUGUAGUUCGCACAGAUAAAUUGGGCGGCUUUCAGAAAACAUAUGGCAGCAUCUUAAUAUUCUGGCUUUCCAAAUAUGAAAAUAAAUGCCCUGCGUACACACUGUUGCUUUUUACGGGCAGACGGUAUUGUGCCAUGCUUUCUUCUCACACGAGUGGUGGUAGUGGCUACAAUGCAUCGCUUCAGGAUAAAAAAUUGUAAUCCGUGGAAUACGACCAUUAGAACCAUGCCUGCACAGAAUUAUAAUGUGCUUGAAUUCACGCAAAGACAGUGAAUAGCUACAUAGAAUUUUACCUUGAGAACUCUAUGACUGCAUUUUUAUGGUUAUGGAUGAAUUUUACUUGAAUGAUCUGAGUUAUGUUUAGAAGUUUGUGUUUUGUAUUUCAGGAUUUCUUAUUUUUACCGUUUAGAACUUUCAUGUGUGUUGAUGGUUCCUGACAUGUACUGCUUCUGUGCGCUGCAUGAUCUGGCACAUGUGCAGUCACAACUGCAUAGACGUAUAUAGUUGGCAUGAGCAAAAUUACUUGCGCUUUCAGGUGAAGGAUGGGAGCUUGUGUCCGUCCUGUGAUAAGUAGCUAAGACUACUCUAAUUCAUGCUUGCCCAUAACUUGCACACAUAAUGGGAAUGUACAGAUACUGAGGAACCUUAUGUAAGAGGAACUAAGUAAUACCAAGUUGGCCGAUAAUUUAGACUACAGCUCUGGUUCCUUCGAUAGUUUACUCCAAUGUAUCAAGAACAUUGUCCCAGAUUGUUAGCCCAAAUAACUGCUCAUCACCUGAAGAGCCUGUGCCACAGGCUCUUACUCCAUGUGUGCUGUUUGCUACAGAUGUUUGUCCUGUGUGUAUGCUAACAAAGAGCAUUGUAUAUACUGAUCAUAUAGCUCAUAUGAUUUUCUUGUGCCAUUUUUUUAAACAUUUCUUGUAAGAGAUUUGCUGAUAUCGUCAUAAGCAGUUAUUGCCAAAAGUACACAAGUCAUUCGCAUGUGACAGGAAUGCUUACUAGGGUGUGGUAAUUGUCAGAUUCUAGAGUAAAUGCUACUAAAUUUUCCGGUCUUGAGGGAGUUGUGCUACAUUGCAACAAAUGCUGAGAAACCACACUAUUUCCUGCUUCUCUAGAUGCAUACAAUGAAGAUUUAAAAUGCACAGCUCCUCUGUGACCACCCACAGUCACUCAGUCAGACAGGUAGGCAAGGUUUAGAGCAAUAAAGUGAUUAUAGUGGCUAUGCCGUUGCAUUGCUAAGCUCAACGUUGCGGGUUCAAUCCCAGCUGCCUCUGCAGCAUUUUGAUGGGAGCGAAAUGCAUAAAGAACACUCGUGUACUUAGAUUUAGUUGCACCUUAAUGAACCCCUUGUGGUCAAAAUUAAUCCGUAGGCACCGCAGUGUGCCUCAAUCAGAUCAUGGUUUUGGAACACACAGCCUCAGAAUUUUAGUACAAUAAAGUAAAUGUUAAAGCAGUGCUCAUAUGGCGUGACCAAUACACAUGCUUUGAUUUGAGCAGGGGGUUACUUCAAAGCUCAGUGGCACCCAAAACAAAACUGAAGUAAACUUCUACAUUUGCCUGACUUCAAUGCUUUUUCAUUCAUUUUGCAUAUGCUGGUUGCCGAGAAUUGCAGGUGUAUGUUAGUGCAAGAUAAAAUAGAAGUGCAGCGUGUCUGCUGCUCUAAAUACAUGAAAAGAAGGAAGAGAGGGGCAUCCAUCAGUGCAAAAAAUUCCUGUGAAGUUGAGCGUGGCAAGUCAUUCUCGUGGCGGGAUGCAUCAGUUAAAAUGCUGUUCCCAGGAGCCUCAUUACACAUUCUGAGUUACAUGCCUGUGUACAUUUGACAGUCACUGCAGUUUCUGUGUUUCUGCAUACCAAGGAAUUUACUCAGCAUUGCCUAUCUUGGGAUCUCAAAUGUGAAGAGGACAGCGAGUUUACACUUGAAGCAUGGUUGUGAUGAUGCGGAAGCGAGUAUGCAGUGUUAACCUAGUGUGCUGUGCUACCUUCAACUGUUGUGUAUACUUUAUUUAUUACUCUUGCUCUAGGAAUUUUUGCAGCGUGCAGCUUGUGUGUGUAAUAUCUAGCAUGUUGCUUAUUUCUGUGUUAAUUUUGUGGUUUGUGUGUGUGUGUGUGCAAGUUUUGCAACAGCUUAGCUCAGUCAUGUAGAUUUGGGGGGGGGGAGUCAUUGAGGGUGAAGGAAUAUGGGCUUAUGGUGAGCAGUUUCUUAAGGCUGAGCUGCUCCUGUCUCAGUAUUGCCUUUGCUAUGUUUUCAGGGUGUGGUUUAGUGUAUACAUCACAUGUGAUUUUCUGCAAAUACUGCACUUGCUGUAACUAAAACCUGUGCACUCUGUGCAGCGUCCAUGUGUGCACAUAUGCACUUGCCUAAGGAGGUACUGUUUCGAGGUCUGUUGUUACCAUUGUGCAUAAAGCACAAAUGUAAAGAGGACAGAGAGUUUACACUCGCUGUCCUCUUGAUCAGCCAUAUAUGUAUUUAUGAAAGUGGUUAAAACUUGGUCACUUGGUAUCUGAUGCCAAAUAUUACUGGUCAUCGUUCUUGAAUGCUAACUCUGCUAGAAUUGUACACUUUGCUGCAAAUAAAAUGGAUGAUAAAAGUGUG